Molecule: messenger RNA, 2947 nt
Organism: Puntigrus tetrazona (Sumatra barb)
Lineage: Eukaryota; Metazoa; Chordata; Actinopteri; Cypriniformes; Cyprinidae
Gene: st6gal2b
Product: ST6 beta-galactosamide alpha-2,6-sialyltranferase 2b
Exons: 7
Coding region: 512-1885 (457 amino acids)
Molecular function (GO): sialyltransferase activity
Source: RefSeq, a predicted model, not a curated record
CCGGUUAGUCCUCUCUUCUUCGUAGUACGCACUCAUUAGAUCUCGUCCCAGAGUUUGGAGAGCGUGACAUGAGACAAUAACAUCCCGCGUAACAAACCUGACAAAGAUUAAAGUAAUGACAGAGACAGAAAAACUCGGCUCCGGUUAUCUAGCGAGGAAACGGCAACGGAAACGCGUUUUAAUGUAGCGCAUGUCGACGGGUGGACGUUUAUCGCGGUUUAUUUAGUUUAUUACGCGCGCGUGCUGGAGGGAGAGAGCGGUUGAAUGCAGCCGCUCGUCGAGAACUGUCUACAGCUGCAGCAUAAUUCAUUUCUGAUGGAGAUUUGAAUAAAAGUACUACACAACAAAAAAAGGGAAGCGAUAAAAAAAGAAGAGAUACUUCAACAUUCAACAUCCAUAAUGACUUCGGCUAAAUAAGACAGCGGGGAUACAGAAAUGUUAAAGUACGUAAUAUUAUGCCAGAUGAUGCAUUUUGCUGACAGAUAAACAGGGAUAUCUUGGUGCAGGGUGAAUGUUGAGGAACAGGGUGAUGGGAGUCCAGGACUCUCUAUCGCCGGGCUUCAGGCAUGUCACGAAGCAGCUGGCUCAGCUUCUGCUGCUGGUCCUGCUGCUCUGGAUGCUGUUCUUCCUCGCUGUCUUUACCUACUUCACUGACUCCCAGAUGAACCAGCCCUAUAGAAUUGCCAGGUUCAACUCCGAAUCUCAACACUCAAACUACGUUCAGCGUAGUUCCCGGGCUAUCAUGGCAUCCCAUAAUUCCCGCUGGCGUCUGUAUGCAGACAGAAAGGGUCCUGUCCAGCACCGGCAAGUGUUUCAACCUCCUCGCUCUAGAGAAGAGUAUUUCAGGAAUUUCGGUAAACGUCGUCCAAGAGCUAUGAGGUACUUAAGGAAGCUACCUAAAAGCGACUACAGCGAUGAAUAUUUUUCCAACGACUGGUCGGUGGUUCGUGGUCUGUGGAAGGGUCAGGUGUCCUCUAAAAUGCUAAGCUAUCGACUACAGCGAGCCUUGAGGGACCACGUUCACUCUAAUAAGCACAAUGUUCUCUACAAAGGCCAACGAAAGGCAAACAAGAGUAAAGAGGAGAUGCUGUGUCAGAUGAAACGGCAAGCCCAACUCAGGACUCUGGAUGGAUCUGAACAGCCCUUUGCUCAUCUAGGUUUUGAUCAGCUGGCUUCUUCUAAAUUGGAGCAGAUGUACACAACAUGUGCCGUGGUGACUUCAGCAGGGGCAAUACUGAAUUCAUCAUUGGGACGUGAAAUUGAUUCCCAUGAUGCAGUGCUGCGUUUCAAUGCUGCACCGUGCAAGGGCUAUGAAAAGGACGUGGGCAGCAAGACAACCAUUCGAAUCAUGAACUCUCAGAUUCUAGCAAACCCCAAACACAACUUCAGCAGCAGUUUGCUUUAUAAGAACAUCACCUUGGUAGCCUGGGAUCCUGCUCCUUAUAACAUUGAUCUCCGCAAGUGGUACACGCAACCCGAUUAUGACCUGUUUACGCCAUACAUAAUGCACCGGAAGAAUUUCCCCGAACAGCCUUUUUAUAUCUUACAUCCUUCAUUCAUCUGGAAACUCUGGGAUAUUGUUCAAAGCAACACGAGAGAGAACAUUCAACCCAACCCUCCUUCCUCAGGAUUUAUCGGUAUAGUCAUGAUGAUGAACUUUUGUGAGGAGGUUCAUGUGUACGAGUACAUCCCUUCCACGAGACAGAGUCAUCUGUGCCAUUACCACGAGAAGUAUUACGACGCAGCCUGCACAUUUGGGGCAUACCACCCUCUGCUUUACGAGAAACUGCAUAUCAAGCGGAUAAGCACAGCUUCUGAGGAGGACCUCAAGAAAAAGGGAAAGGUCACACUGCCGGGAUUCAGUAAGAUCAACUGUCCACUGUGAUUUACAGACUCAAAUGUACAGUAGCGUAAAAAGAUGGACGGGUCUUCAAGACUGUAUGAACAUCAUCAUUUAAUAGGGGUUUUACCCUAACUGUAACGAGACAUGAGGAAUUGUAGUUAACCGCAUUUCAAAAGUCUGAUCAUCUUAAGAUCCUUAUGCUGAGAGACAUUGAAAAACUUGUCAGAAAUGUUCAGUUGACCUUAAAAUGACCUCAAUUCAGAGAUCGUAGCGGGACAAAAAGAGAGUUUUGAAAUAAACUCUUGAUAUACUUGGAAGAGGUGCUGAAAGUGGAUGGUAAAUAUACGCUUACACCGUUUCCUGAGAGGAAUCAAAUUCUAGUUUGUCUUCUAAAUAUAUCAUAGAAAAAAGAUCGAAUAACAAGUUUUACGUUUCCAAAAUGUUGGGAUUUUUUUAGAAAUCACUGUCAUUUAAAGCUGCUCGCAUUUUGUAUAUAAAAAGGACAAUUACCUUUUAAAAAAAAAAUUCAAUGUGGUAUAGAGUGAGUUGGGAUGGAAAAAGAUGUCUAAAUGUGCUGUUGUGGUUUUCAUUGGUUAGAUGACAAUUCAAAGCUGUUACUGUUCCAUAGCACCAAGAUCAUUACAGUUUAACUAAAGAAAAAAUCUGUAAUUUUAAAGGUGUUUUAUAAAUUAUUUAUUUUGCAAUAUGAAUGUGAACUACUCAGACAGUGUCUAGCUUCCAAAAGCUUAAAACCGAUCUUCAUUUCUAUUAAUCUUUUUAUAUUUUUUUGUGCUUUAGUAAAAAUUUAGUAAAUGUAUUUCAAAAUGUGCAUUAUAUUUUGACGGUGUCUGUACCAAUACCUAACUGCUAUUACUGUUUAAAGAACAUCGUAAAUGGAGUUUAGUGUUAUUUAUCUUUUCUUACAAUCAGUUUUGUACUUGACCUUGUACCUCUUACAGGCUGGUGAUUUGAUCUAGAUGUUGGGUUAAGCGAUGAAAUCAACAGAAACGUAUUUGAGGAAGAACUGUUAACUUUUAGUGCGCCCAUGCCGGUUCGGUGUAUAUGAAAAGACGAUUUAGAGCUCAUUAAAAAGUUGGAAAGGUC